This is a messenger RNA of Gigantopelta aegis, 612 nucleotides long. Its product is annotated as gelsolin-like protein 2. The record is from RefSeq and is a predicted model, not a curated record. NCBI's taxonomy places the organism in Eukaryota, Metazoa, Mollusca, Gastropoda, Neomphalida, Peltospiridae. The transcript has 6 exons. The annotation marks the transcript as partial. Gene Ontology annotation, molecular function: actin filament binding.
GUGCCCGUGUCACGUGACUCAACGAGGAAGUUAUAAAUCAUCAUCACUGAAUUGUUAUCAGAAGUGGUUGCAGACGCGGUGUAUUGUUGUGUGCUGUUGUUCAGUUAAUACGUCGUGUCACCGACUUUCAUUCCCUUUUAAAAAACCACACCGAUCAUGUCUGGACUAAUAAAAGCCAAGAAGUACAACUGGAAGGACACCAAUUUGGCUCUGUUUGGAUCAGACACGGAGAAAAGUGUUAAAAAGGAAUCUGCUGAAUCGGAACCAGCCUGGAAAGAAGCAGGGACUGAAGUUGGUUUAAAGAUUUGUAGAAUUGUGAAAUUCAAGGUUCAAAAGUGGCCCAAAGAAGAAUAUAGCAAGUUCUAUGAAGGAGAUUCUUAUAUUAUUCUGAAUACCUACAAAGAAGAAGGUGAAGACCAGCUGCAGUUUGAUGUACACUUCUGGAUUGGCAAGUACAGCACACAGGUUUGUAUUGACAUAAAAUACACUGUUCUCUACUUUAUUACAGUGAAUAUGCUGAAGGGAGGAGCUGACACUGGGUUCCGCCACGUCGAGCCAGAGAAGUACAAACCGCGUCUGCUUCACUUUUCUGGAACCCAGAAAAACGUCUUG